Messenger RNA from Brassicogethes aeneus, 861 nucleotides. The record is from the annotation of a GenBank genome assembly. Lineage: Eukaryota; Metazoa; Arthropoda; Insecta; Coleoptera; Nitidulidae.
AUGUCGGACCUUGGUAGUGGUGAUGAAGGCUCAAAUUCGCAGAGUAAGUACGGCCAACAAGGCCAGGUGGAGCAGGAGCUGGCCACAAAGAUGCUCCAGAUCCAGAGCAAAAGGUUCUACCUGGACGUGAAGCAAAAUCGACGGGGGAGGUUCAUAAAAGUCGCGGAGAUCGGAGCUGAUGGCAGACGUUCCCAGAUUUUCUUGGCCUUGUCCACCGCGGCAGAGUUUCGCGACCAUCUCUCAGCCUUCAGCGAUUUCUACUCUUCGCUGGGACCGCCAAAUCCCGACAACGUGCCCGAAGACGGCAAACUAAAGAGCGAAAUGAUGAUUAAGGAGAAUCGCCGUUACUAUCUCGAUUUAAAGGAGAACUCGCGCGGGAGAUUUUUGCGCGUUUCGCAGACGAUAACACGAGGCGGGCCUCGUUCGCAGGUUGCCAUACCGGCGCAAGGUAUGAUCGAGUUCAGAGACGCCCUAACGGAUUUGCUGGACGAAUUCAGCGCGGACGAGCACGCAUACAAGCCGGAUUUACCGGAAGGAAGGCACAUGCACGUAGACAACAAGAAUUUUUACUUCGACAUUGGUCAAAACAAUCGCGGCGUGUACAUGCGCAUUUCGGAGGUGAAAACGAACUUCCGAACCGCGAUCACAGUACCUGAGAAGAGCUGGCCGCGGUUUCGCGACAUCAUGGCCGACUACUGCGACAAAAUCAAGCAGCCGCAGCAGCAGCAGCCGCCGCCGCCUUCGAUGGGCGGCGGGGGCGGCGGCGGCCCGCAGCCGACCAAUCAGCAACCGGGGCAGGACCAGAUGCAGCAUCCGUUGGUUGGUAAUACGAUGCAAGACACCGGUACGACGUUAAAAUAG